This is a messenger RNA of Neomonachus schauinslandi (Hawaiian monk seal), 942 nucleotides long. Its product is annotated as olfactory receptor 50-like. Lineage: Eukaryota; Metazoa; Chordata; Mammalia; Carnivora; Phocidae. Gene Ontology annotation, molecular function: G protein-coupled receptor activity; olfactory receptor activity. Gene Ontology annotation, biological process: G protein-coupled receptor signaling pathway. The record is from RefSeq and is a predicted model, not a curated record. Gene Ontology annotation, cellular component: membrane.
AUGAAGAGGGAUAAUCAGAGCAGUGUGUCUGAGUUCCUCCUCCUGGGGCUCCCCAUCCAGCCAGAGCAGCAGGGCAUAUACUACACUCUUUUCCUGAUCAUAUACCUGACCACGGUGCUAGGGAACCUGCUCAUCAUCCUGCUCAUCAGGCUGGACUCUCACCUCCACACCCCCAUGUACUUUUUCCUCAGCCACUUGGCCUUCACUGACAUCUCUUUCUCAUCAGUCACAGCUCCAAAGAUGCUCAUGAAUAUGGAGAUACAGAGUCAAUCCAUCUCAUAUGGUGGAUGCAUUUCCUAGGUGUAUUUCUUCUUAUUGGGGGGGGAUCUUGAUAGCUUCCUUCUCACAUCAAUGGCCUAUGACAGGUACGUGGCCAUCUGUCACCCCCUCCACUAUACCACCAUCAUGAGUCAGAGCCUGUGUUUCCUGCUAUUAAUUGUGUCCUGGGUCCUAUCCUGUGCUAGUGCCCUUUUGCAUACCCUCCUCCUGGCUCGUCUCUCUUUCCAUGGAGACAACACUCUCCCCCACUUCUUCUGUGACCUUUCUGCCUUGCUUAAGCUCUCCAGCUCAGAUACCACAGUCAAUGAUCUGGUUAUCAUCACUGUAGGGGGGGUCAUCAUUACCCUGCCAUUCAUAUGCAUCCUGGUCUCUUAUGGCCGCAUUGGGGCCACUAUCCUGAGGGUCCCCUCGACCAAAGGAACCUGCAAAGCUUUGUCUACUUGUGGCUCUCACCUCUCUGUUGUGUCUCUGUACUAUGGGGCAAUUAUUGGACUGUACUUCUUCCCCUCAUCCAAUAACUCCAAUGACAAGGAUGUCAUUGUGGCCGUAUUGUACACUCUGGUCACUCCCAUGCUAAAUCCCUUUAUCUACAGUCUGAGGAAUCGGGAUAUGAAAGGAGCUCUGGGACAUCUACUCAGUAGAGAAAUAUUUUCACCAUGUUGA